This is a messenger RNA of Sitodiplosis mosellana (orange wheat blossom midge), 7221 nucleotides long. RefSeq lists its product as uncharacterized. The transcript has 19 exons. The record is from RefSeq and is a predicted model, not a curated record. Gene Ontology annotation, molecular function: small GTPase binding. Gene Ontology annotation, biological process: mitotic sister chromatid segregation; protein localization to kinetochore involved in kinetochore assembly; mitotic spindle assembly checkpoint signaling. Bases 506 to 6571 code for a protein of 2021 amino acids. Gene Ontology annotation, cellular component: kinetochore microtubule; cytoplasm; RZZ complex. Lineage: Eukaryota; Metazoa; Arthropoda; Insecta; Diptera; Cecidomyiidae.
AAGUUGGCUCUCAGCGAGAGUAUAUCGUAUCGGCUGUUGUUUUGCUUCAGAUGCUUGUCGUCUAUCGAUUGAAUCGAAAUUUUUUGGUUGGAAUUUUUGCGUUGGAAAUUUUUUUCAAACAAAAAAAUUAAAUAUUCAUUCAAAACGAGCGAAUAAAAACUCGAAAUAUAAAAUGUUGAUGAGCAAAACACGAAAACUGAAACACAAACAUUUUACCCGUUUUGACAUUUGAAUCAACGAUUCCUAUAACACAAAUGGCGCUGUUGCUAGUUGUUGUCACUUUUUCACUGUCUCAUUCGAAUUUCAUUCGUUGUUUAACAUCUGAAAAAACUACAUCGCAUCUCGAAGCACAGCAUUUGGCGAGCCUUUUUUCACACAGUUUGGAAACUGUUUUUAACGCGUGAUUUUGUUAGCAUUUGUUAAAGAUCUUUUUAGUAUUAUUUUAAACGGUAUUUUUGAUUAGUUAUUAGUUUUAAUUUGAAUUGAAUUGAAGACGAUAUCGAAUAUGUGGAACCAGAUCGGUGUUCUAUCAGAAGAUGAAGUGUUCAAUGACACAUUCUCGGUGAACACUUUGGUGCGCAUCGACAAUAGCGAUCCAACUUCGAUCGAUCAUGAUCCGAGAUUACGGGCCACCUAUCGCAAUGAGCAUGUUGUCGUUGCCAUCGAUAAAAUAUUGCAUUUGUUGGAAAAGGAUUUGAUUAGCGGCCGAAGCCAGAAUACAAAAGUCAUUGCAUUUCCGUGCGACAUCGAUUGUUUGACGAUUUCAUCGGAUGGUGCGCUGAUAAUAUGCGGCCUAUCGGAUGGAAGUAUAGUCGGUUUGGCGUUGGCCAGCAUGGAUAAGGGACCUGUAUUCAACACCCAAAUCAAUAAGCAAAAUGUAGAUGAAUCGUUCAAUACACCACGGCGCACAUUCGUUGAUGUUAUCGAAUACUAUUCGACAUACUACUUUUGCUGUACAAAUGGUGUCGUUUAUAAGCUUCAUGGAAUCGACAACUUAGUAAAACCAGAACCAAAUGUGGGUUUUGAUGAAACAAUUAGCAAUAAUAUCACGUUGGAUAUAGCCAACGCAAAGCGUACGAAUGUCGUUGUUUCGUCAUACACAAUAACAACCUACGAAGGUCAUCCGAUGCACGUUUACUCUGGUGAAGACCACAUUUUCAUGAAAUCUCACGGAGUUGAGCAUCGAAUCAAAUUGAAUGGCGUCAAGCAAUUACAAAGUGAUAACACUUUGACGUUUGCGUUAACAGAAAGUGGAGCUAUGUUCGAAUUGUGUCCAUACACAGGUCUGGUGAAUCCCAUUGAAUCAAUCGAAAAAGUUCAAGACCUCAUCAUGACGGCCACUAAUGAUGAUGGUAUCGAAAUACUUGCAUUAACCGCAGAUCGAUCAGAAUCGACAUUUUUGAAGGUUUUUGAUUUUCCAAAUAUGAAUUGCAAGUGUUCGUUGCCUGUAUCCAAUCAGGUCUGGUUGAUAGAUCAACCAAAAGCAUCCGCAAGUAUCUUUUACUUCGGCGGAAAUCGAUCAACGCCGUCAAAAUAUGUCGAAAGUAUCCACUUGAAUAUGGUAUCCGAGUCACAGCCCGAAAAACGUCUUCACACUCUUUUGACCAAGGGCAUGUUGGUUGAAGCUGAAGAUUUGGCAAGGAAAUUCAACUUGGACCCGCAACCAAUCUAUGAAGUGAAAGCCAAGCGAAUCCUGCAAGAAAUGGGUUCAAUCAAUCAAAAUGAUGUUGAAACAUUGCAAAAACGUCUUGAUGAUUUGAUUGGAGUGGCCAAGAAAAUCACAAACACUGAAUUCCUUCUACAGCUACGCAACUUGGAAAUGCCCGAUCGAAAGGUUAUGAAGAAACUCUUGGAGUUUUUGACCAAAGCCAUCAAGUUUGAUAAUCACCCGAAAAUCGGCGAGGAGAUCAAAGAGCAACUGCUGCGAUUGAACACUCUACAGUUGAUUGACCCGAAUGAAUGCAUGAUGCAAUGGCAAAAGUUCGUUCAGCAUCAAAAUUUAGGGAAUUAUUGCUUGAAAUACAUGGAAACGAAUAUUUCAGCCGCGUGUUUAAUUUUGAAACAGCAUGCAUGUUGCAUCAUUCCACAUUUAAAGCACGAAACGGCUCUCAAAAUGCUGAGAGAAAUCCCGAAGGAAAUCGAACCAUUCGGCAUAAUUCAGUGGAUGCGUCAUUUUUUCCCACUAGUUGCAGAAGAAUUGCCGGAAACAAUGCCGAAAAUCAUCGAUUGGGUCAUAGCGAAAACAGUAUCCUACGAGCGUUCAAACGAUUGGCCAGCCAUUGGCAUUGAAUUUGGCAAAAAAAUGUUGGACAUAUGCAAGAGCGUUAAGUUCACAUUUGCCGAUCAACGUCGUCACUAUGAUCUCAGCCUGGAAAAAUUGAGCACGAUCAUCGAUGCUAUGGAAGAGCUUUUGGUGCUGAAAAACCAGUACAAUUUGCAUGUCAAUUUCGAGGAGUAUCACGAAAGCACGAUUGAAGACUGUGCUUUCAAUUUGUUGCAACGCAUCAAUAUAAAAAAUCUACCGGAUCUAGUGAACAAGUUCCUGUUUGUGGUGUUCACUGAAAAGGGGGCAAAGCUUCAGAAUACACUGACUCGAUACAUCGAGCAUUUAACACAGUACCGUUCAGCAUUGCGAAUGUGGUUGCCUCGAGCGGUGGUCUGUUUAAAAUUGAUCACAAAUCAAGAAGUGAAAUUGAGGUAUGCAUUGACGAUAGCAAAAUUGGCACCAGUUCCAUGGCCCGAAGAAAUGAAUCCGAUCAUUGAGCUUCGUGCAUCGUCACAUGCAUUUGCAAAAGAAAUCGAUAACGAAUACAAAAUGCAGCAAGUGAAAAUGUUGCGUACCAAGUAUGGAUGGCGUGCUGAUUCCAGUGGCAAUCCGACGAAAUUUGUACUUCGCAUGAUAACCCAAAACCGUGAUGAAUUGCUUUCGGAUUUGGAGAUUUUCAAGAAAUUCUCCUCGGAAAUAAAUCCGGAAACAAAUUUCUAUUGUGUCUAUCAUUUGUCGCGUGAUGGUCAUAUUCAAAAAGCGAUACAGUAUCUCAAGACACUCAGCGAAGAUGAAGCUCGAACGUGUUAUACGAAGAUUGCCAAUAUCACUCCACUCAUGAUUGGCGAUUACAUGAAUAAGCCCGAAACGUAUGAGCAUUUAAUGGAGCUUCUGGUAUUUGUAAUGGAUAAGGAUAUCGGUGAUGAGAAUAAAGAGAAAAUCAAGGAUCUGAAGAAUUUACAGCUGCUGAAAAAGAGUGCAUUGAACAUGAGCCUCACAUUGGAAGAGUUGGCCAAUAAGGAAAAGGUCAAGGUGUACUUAGACACUGGCAUCGACAAAUUGCUUCAAAUUCUCAAGACAAACGAGAAGAAUUUGGCUGAUGACAUCUGGCAUAAUGUCAAAGUAUUGGCAGCAGCGUUGAAAGUGAAUAAGUUUGAUAUCAUUUUCAAGCUGGCCAUAACAAUCAACAAUGUCAAAUUCACAACGCUGUUGGCCAAACUGUUCCGCGAUGAAGACGCUGGAACCAAUCAGAAUUAUAUCAAAAUGGCUGUGACUCUGAUCACUCAGCAGUAUCAUGCAUCAUCAUCGGAAUCAGUUUGCCCGGAUGAGUCAGACUCAUACGCUUAUCCAAUGGCCUGUUUUUAUGCACAAAAGGUGAAGGGAAUGGACAUAGUUGAUGUGCAGCAGCUCAUCCACUUUGCCAAAAUUGGAAUGAAUGCAUUCGAGCUCACGCAAUUUCAUCAGUUUCUUGAUGGGAAUGUUGACGACGAUGACGAGACAAUUCAAGACGCUCUUGAGAGCCUGAACAAGCUGGAAACAACAUCCACAACUCGCCGCCGUGACUCGAUGUCAAUAUUUGAAGAAGUGAACCACGUUAAUCCGAUUCCUGUGAUUGAACAUAAAAGCGCAGCAGUAAUCAAGACUCUGUCACUUACGCUGCAAGCUGUGAUAUGUGAAUUACAGCCAACGACAUCGUUCUACAACUAUUUCAAGGACGUUCAUACUACAGAUGAACCUUUCGAUCGCAACAAGCUACUGUCAUCGUUGGAACAGUUGGUCAAAAUGAAGCUGCACACAACGGUCUUCUCAAUCAUUCACUGUAUCCGAACGCAACAAAAGUCCUCCAGCAAAAAGCUAUUUAGUAGCAGUUUGGAAGAUAUGUACUUUCAAAAGGUGUUGAAGUCAGCAUUGCAUCAAAAGGAGCCGCAAUUCCACUUGCUAGUCCCGAUACUACGCUCCCACUCCGACCCUGAAAGAGCAUUACGAAUGCUAUCAGACGAGCUAAAAGGUGGUCUGUCAAAAAUGAACUGCCUACAAUUAACCGAAAAGUAUUGCGAACUCACUGGCGACGCUUUUCUGGCUAAAGCGGCCAAGGAAGCACAUUUGAAAUACAAGUAUUACAUGCAAUUGCGACAGCUCGACCCGAGUAUCAAAGAUGAUUUCCAGAUCUCGUUCCCCGAACUUUUCACAUCGAUGAAUCAGAAAAUGUUUGAUAUUCAGUUGCUGGAGAGAAUGAGCAAAGAUUUCGAAUGGAGCUUCCAGAAGGUGCUCGUCACACAGAUUAGUACGAUUCUUAGUGUGCAAGAGCUCGAGUUUGACACCCAAACCAAUGAAUUGGGUGAAGAAAUCACUGUUGUUCACACAUCAGCAGAAAAAUUGCGAGCUUUGUGCGAACCGUAUCUUGCACAAGUGACUGAUAUGAAAAUGCUCGGCAAUAAUUUGUAUGAAAUCAUCAACAAUAUCAAUCCGUAUUUCUAUGAGCUCUUCUUGUGUGUGCUCAAUAUCUUAUCGGAGAUUCGAGAGCUUCGAGUUGAAGUGCAGCAAUGGAGCCACAUCUUGCUAUUUCUCAAGCACAAAAUGGUUAAGAAGCGUGAAAGACGGGUCGCUCAAUUUGAAACCGAUUGGUGGAUUCGAAAACAGGGCGAAUCGACGAUAAUGCCGAAAAUAUCAAAGUAUCGUUUGCCAUUCUUGAUGGUCGUCACUGAAUCGCUGCAAGAUUUUCUUGGAGACGUGGUGACAAUCGAAGAUUGUGUUGAAUGGUUCCCGUUGAUCAAGUUCAGUUCACAUAUGCAUGGCAUUGUGAAUGCUGUUGAAAUCGACCAGGAAAAAGAUACGCUAUGCAUGACCGUGUUCAAAAAAGUGCUAAGCGAGCGUCAAUCGAGCAAUAAGGAGCAUAGCGCGUGGUGCUUGCAACCGGUGAAUAAUGCAUUCUUACAGUCGGUGAUGCAUGUUGUGUAUCAUAUGAAAGAUAUUCAUCGCAUUUUAUUGGUUUUGUAUAUGGUGUUCAGCAAUGCACCAGAAGGGGCCGAUCAAUUGGAAGCCGCAUAUCAAUGCUACAAGUUUGUCAAACAAAAUCAAGCGGCGCUGAACGAAGUGCAACGAUCGAAAGAUCUUGCUCUUAAAAUCAAAAGCAAGUAUUCGGUGCUUAAAGUGCAACAUCAACUGCACUUGUACGGCUUGUACGAUGAUGAUUUGUCUGACUUGAUUGCCAAUCCACAAGAGCUCAUCAAAGCACUGUACAAUCGCACAAAUUUGAACAACACCGAUUCCAAGUGCGAUGUGAACAAGGUGGCCGAAGAAUUUGCCAAAUUGUUUGGAUUGAAAUUCCAUGACAUUCAAACGAGUCUGCUAAAGCAAUGGCUUGCAGUUGGAGCAACGAAUGAAAAUAACCCACUGGAGCAAACGCUGUAUGAUGAUGAGCUCAAUUCAACCGUUACACCAAUGAAAGAUGAAGACGAGAAUGCCAAUCUUUCGGUUGAAAAAGCAUACUACAUACUCAAAUCAUGGGAUCCAGUGGGUGCGUCACAAUUUAUCAUCAACAAUAUAUUCACUGGGCAGGGCGAAAGCAUGAACACCAGCCGUCAGCUGCAGCUGUUCGAAUGUCUCAUCAAAUUGGCCAACAAAGAUAUGAACCCAACAUUCUUAGAAUUUGUCGAAGAAUCAAAGUACAUUGCACUGAAAUGUGUGCAUCAUUUGAAGCCGUUCGGUUAUAUGUUGUCGAUUGAAAAGUUCCAAUCGUAUGAUAAAAUCAAAAUUCUAAAGCAAAUUUGGUCGUCGCAUGCAACGAAUCCGAAGGCAUUGAGUGUCAUCACGUACAUCUGUUUGGGCUAUAACAUUUAUGAGCCGAAAAUUUGGAACAAUGUCUUACGGCAAAUGGUCGCUCUACACAUGGCCGAUGAGCUCAAUUCGAUUAUCAACAAAAUCUCGGUGAAGCCAGAAAUCGUUCAUUCGGAUGGCAUUGUGGCCGCCUUUAAUUAUUUAAUUCGAUUACCGUUCAAGAACAUGGGCAAACUACGCACAGAUGAACAAGAUGAAGCGCUGUCCAAAUCAUUGUUCAUUCUUCAAUCGUGUCCAGUCAAACACAAGCUCAAUUUCGUCGAUUUGGUCGAAACGUGCAUCGCAAUGAAGCAGUUCCAUUUCGGAGCCGUGAUUCUAGCUCUGUCCAGAGACGAGCUCAAACCACAAAUCAAAAAGCUGCUGAUGUCACAUCGCCACGAGACACUGAAGGAAGCGAUCAUCAAUUUGGAAGAGUACGAUAUCUUUCCAUUUGUCACAGUGCAGGCUGUAAAAAUGCUAGAGCUAUAAUGAAAGAGCAUCCUGUCGGAGAAAAUUGUUGCAAUUUUGCAAAUAUCAAAACUCAGUCGAAUUGUGUUAGAUUUUGAACAUUUAUUAAGUUUUAUUUUAAGUAUUCGAGCAAGUCUCGACAACUGUGAAUAUCGCAUUGCUACAACUAAAAUAAGUUUUCGAGAUGAAAAUGUUCCCACUUGACAUCGCAUAAUAAUGCAACGAUAUCUGAAUCAUUGGAAGUCUCACCAUGCACGAUGACCUAAAGAUCAGAUAUUCGGUAUUUUUUUGCAUUUGUUGUUAUGUUGCGAAUGUUUGUUUAUGUUCAGUAGAUUGAGCUAGAACAGAAAUUGAAUGACAAGUAUGAAGACUAUCAAGUUGUUCAUCAUCAAUUGAAACUAGCCUAAGCAUUGUAAGUCUCGAAUUGAUGAGAUUCGACCGUUUGAUUAGAAUCAAAAUCGGUAUUAAUACAAAUGAUCUCGAUUAGAAUCGUUCAUUUCGAAAUAUGCAUUGAAUUAAUUGUAUUUUUAUAUAAGGCACAUGAAUCAUACAGUUUAGGCACAAUGAAUUCAAUACAAAAUAAACAUUGUUAAAGAUAAAUCAUACAAAAGAGAAAAAUACGGAUAUUAUUCAAUUAAAAUAAAAUAAUAAACAAAAAUUUAAAUAUCCAA